GGCUUGUUGGGGUCGCUGAGGCCGUGGCACCCUCCUGAGCUGAGGUGGGUAAAAACAGAGCCCUGGGCUCGCAGCAGCUCCUCGGCUAAGGAUACUAAAUCCUGCCCAAGCAGCCCUGAUCCUGCUCAGGGUGGAUGGAGCCAUUUUAAGCAACGGUUUAAAUUAAGAUGUCUUGACUUGCUGAGCCCGUGGCAACGCGCAAGUUGUCACAGCUUAGGUGCGCAAAGGCUCUCUCCGAUCCAAGGCAGAAGCCUCUUCCCCACCAAAAGGGCAGGGGCGAUUUCCUGCUGGCUCUGGAGCCUCACAGGGAUUUUCUUCCUUGGGGGGAGCCGGGAUGAUCCCCAGCCAAGGGGGAACUCGUGGCAAAGGUCUGCGCGGCCCCAGCGGGGAGUGAGCGCGUGGCGAGCGCUCGCGGUCCCACCGAGCCGGCAGACGCGGCCGGCCCCUAGCAGGGCUCGGUGCCGAGCAGGACUCGCUGCCCGGGCCGGAUGACAGAUGACCGUGGAAGAGGAGAAUGUGCUGCAGCCUCCGACCCUGAGCUGUACUACGAGGAGGAGGAUGAGUCGAGCGCGGGGUCCGAGCCCUCAGACACCUGCAGCAUCCUCUCCGACGACUCCGUCUACCCCUGCUCCGAGCUCCCUGCUGAGACCGGCGGUGCCGAGGGGCUGAGCCUCUACCAGUGCUGCCUCAGGAACGAUGCCAAGCUGGUGCGGGAGAGGCUGGAGCGGGGGGUGAGCAGGAGGGAGGCCACGGAGCUGGACAUCAACGGCAGGAACGGGCUGAUGGUCGCCUGCUGCAAGGGCUUCGUGGACAUCGUGCCCCUGCUGCGGCAGUGCCCGCACUUCGAUGUCAACCAGCAGGACAAGGAGGGGAACACGGCGCUCAUGAUGGCAGCACAAGCAGGACACGUCACGAUAGUCAACUACCUCCUGAACUACUUCCCGGCGCUGGACGUGGACAGGCGCGACGGCCGGGGGCUGACAGCGCUGAUGAAGGCGGCGGUGCAGGGGCAGCAGGACUGCGUGGCCGCGCUGCUGCUGGCGGGAGCGGACCUGCAGGCAGUGGAUCCCAUCAAAGGGAAGACAGCCAGGGAGUGGGCAGUCUUCACCGGCCGCUUCGAGACGACCGCUCACAUCCGGAGCCUCCUGCGGCGCCCGCGGGCCGAGCAGUUCGGCACCCGCUACCUGCCCGAGUGGCCGGCGCUGGCCGGGCUGGUGGCCAAAGCCCUGAGCCCCAAAUCCCGGAGCCAGAGGCUGUCGGAGAAGAUCCGCUCCCUCUUCACCUUCCGCUUCCCUCGCGACCCCGAGGAGGACGGCGUGAUGGACCACAUGGUGAGGAUGACCACCGCCCUCGCCAGCCCCUUCGUGGCCACCGCUUGCCAAACCGUCUGCCCCGACAGCCCCCCCGAGGUGGGCAAACGCCGGCUGUCGGUGCCGGAGAUCCUCCAGCAGCACGUGCCAGAUCCAGGCACCUCCAGCCCCGUGGCCGGGGCAGCCUCGUGCAACGGCCAAGCGGUGUCGGAGAUCCGGCUCCUGCCGCCGCGCCGUCCCCAAAGCCGCCUCCUGGGCUUCCUGCCCCAGCGGCUGCUGCUGCUGCGGGGGAACAGCAUCUUCCCUGGGGAACACGUCCCAAAAAUCAAGCUGACCAAGGCCUCCUCACCGCCGGCCAGCAGGAGGGAGUGGAGGCGUCGUGCCAGGGACAAGGAGCUGCUGCAGCCACCCAAGUGGAGGUACAAGGAGCUGCAGGAGGAGAAGAGAGCUGCCAAGGAAGCGGGGAACGAGAAGAAAAGGGAGAAAGGGGGAAAGGGACCCUAAGGGGGGAGGUAUCGGGCCGAGGGCCCCAACCGCCCUUGGGACCUGCUCGGUGGCGUUGGCAGGGGGUGCGCCCAGGUCCCUGCUCCCUGCCCAGCCCCUUGGCUCUGCCCGGCCCCAUGGUGCUGGGGGGGAUCCUGCCCCCUGCCAGGAGCUGGAGCGGGGUGGGGGCAGAAGGCGGCUCCCUUCUGUUCUUUUUUUGCCUCUUUGAUCUGACGGAGAUCUUGAUCUCGCGGAGCGUGGCGGAACGUGACUGUGCAGAUUAAAGUGGAAGCGGUUGCCAUGUUAACGGGAUUGAUUUAAUGAAUAAACCCCGGGGCUGCUUGUCGGGCUGGCAGCGAAGCCUCACCCGCGCUGCGAGCAUCUCCCCACCAGGGAAGCCCAACUGCCCUGGUGGCAUCAACCUCCCUGCUCCUGCUUUGUCCCAGGGUUCAGGUGGACACCGGGACCCCUCACCUCGCACCCAUGGGGACCUCUGGUGCCCCCCAGCACCU
Molecule: messenger RNA, 2305 nt
Organism: Oxyura jamaicensis (ruddy duck)
Lineage: Eukaryota; Metazoa; Chordata; Aves; Anseriformes; Anatidae
Product: photoreceptor ankyrin repeat protein-like
Exons: 5
Coding region: 489-1814 (441 amino acids)
Molecular function (GO): protein binding
Source: RefSeq, a predicted model, not a curated record